ACUUACUGUAAUACUUACUGUAAUACUUACUGUAAUACUUACUGUAAUACAAUCCUGUAAUAGCGUUAGCUGCAAAAUCUCACUUUUUUUAAUUUUGUUUGUGGUUAACACAUUUACAACCUCAAAUGUGAUAGGUUGCAUCCUUAUACCACUUAUAAAGAAGAGCCAAUCCACGUCUUCUUCACUUAUUUUCCACUCCCCAGGUACAAGAUGGAACUCAACCAGGAGAAUACUUAUACUAAACCUUACUCAAGCAACCAUAUUCAAACACAAAUCUCGCAAAAACCUUCAAUAAAUAUUAAAUCAUUUCCAGAAAACUAUCAAGUCAUUUCAAAGCUUGGUAGCGGCAGCUUUGGCUCGGUGGUUUUGGCAAGAUACAGAAAGGAUCAGGAUAAUUUAUUGAGAAAAGAUGCUAAAUGUGAAAGUACAAUGUUAAGUCCUUUAAAAGAAUCAUAUUGCCAUCUUGAUAGUUUGGUUGCAAUUAAAACUAUGAAUAAACGAUUACCUAACUUGACUGAUUAUUAUAAAGUUAAAGAAAUUCAAUUUAUUCAUUCAAUACCUUCACAUCCAGGUUUAGUUCAAAUUUACGAUAUCUUUAUUGAUAAUAAUAAUUUCCAAUUACAUAUUGUAAUGGAAUCAAUGAAUUCGAAUCUUUUCAAUCUUGUUAAGCAAAGAAAUAAUGAUCAUUUUUCUCCACAAACUUUGAAAAGUAUCUUGACUCAAUUAUUAGGUGCAAUUCUUCAUAUUCAUAAUCACGAAUUUUUCCAUAGAGAUGUAAAACCAGAAAAUAUCUUGGUUAUCCCCACCCUGUUAUAUUUUGGCUCAAAUGAUUCAAUUCCUCCAAAUAGAAAGAAGGAUCGUUAUAUAAUUAAGCUUGCUGACUUCGGUUUAUCUAGAAGUAUUCAUAAUUUUAAACCCUAUACCGCUUAUAUUGCCACUAGAUGGUAUAGAUCUCCAGAAGUUUUAUUAAGAAAAAAAUGGUAUGGGAAACCUUUUGAUAUUUGGGCUUUUGGUACAGUGGCAGUUGAAUUAGCUAAUUUUAAACCACUCUUCCCCGGCGAAAAUGAAUUAGAACAAUUAUAUUUAAUAUUAAGAAUUUUAGGUAAUCCUUCAAUGCCAAAUAAAAUCAUCUCCUCACAUAAUUCUUAUAAAAUCCCUCUUGGUGGUUAUUGGGAUGAAGCCCAAACCCUAGCUUCAAAACUUGGUUUACAUUUACCCUUUUGUAUUGGCAGUCUGAUUAAUGACAUUCUUCCAGAAAAUUAUUAUCCUGGAUUAAAAGAUGUUAUUAAAGCUUGUCUUACUUGGAAUCCAGAUUUAAGAGCUGACGUUAACACUCUUUGUUCUUUACCUUAUUUCCAAAAUACGAGUAUUUAUCAAGAUAAAGAAGAAAAUAAAUCAAAAAAACAAAUUCUUAAUGGUUUAAAACUUGGCUCUUCUUCGAUUAAAUUAUCAAAUUUUACUAAUAAAAUUUUCCCUAAAACAUCAAUUGACAAAAAUGUUUAUGAUGAUUUUGAUGAUGGUUAUGAAGAAAAUUUUAUAAAUCAUUCUAAUCUUUUGAAUUUGUUAAUUAUGAUAGUGACGAACAAGCGAUUGAAAAAUUAA
This is a messenger RNA of Hyphopichia burtonii NRRL Y-1933, 1602 nucleotides long. RefSeq names its product protein kinase (gene IME2). Gene Ontology annotation, biological process: protein phosphorylation; intracellular signal transduction. The record is from RefSeq and is a predicted model, not a curated record. The transcript has 2 exons. Bases 211 to 1602 code for a protein of 463 amino acids. Gene Ontology annotation, cellular component: cytoplasm; nucleus. Gene Ontology annotation, molecular function: protein serine/threonine kinase activity; ATP binding. Lineage: Eukaryota; Fungi; Ascomycota; Pichiomycetes; Serinales; Debaryomycetaceae.